Messenger RNA from Suillus clintonianus, 534 nucleotides. RefSeq lists its product as uncharacterized. Bases 1 to 534 code for a protein of 177 amino acids. The record is from RefSeq and is a predicted model, not a curated record. The transcript is spliced from 3 exons. Lineage: Eukaryota; Fungi; Basidiomycota; Agaricomycetes; Boletales; Suillaceae.
AUGCCCGUUGCGCAAGCCACCCUCAUCUCGAAUUUCCUUGGGCGACCUGCACCUCCAAUCAGACGCUGGUCACGACUCCGCCUCCCACAUGGUCAGAUUGCUCGUUCAGCAUGGAAAGAAACUGAAUCAUCUGCUGAGUUUAUACAAAUUUCGCGCAAUGUCAAGUUCCGUCGCAACGAUGUUGAUGAAUUCACUGAAGUCUUGUACUUCACACAGUUAGCUGAUGACGAAGAUGAUGAGAUUCCCAAACUCACAUGGGCAAAUGUCGCUAUGAUAUCUGUCUAUUCGCGCCCAGACCAGCAGCUCCUUGAUUUGUCGCAUGGAACUGUGUGGUCGUGUACUCACGACAAAGAACUUCAACUUAUUGAUGUCAGAAUGAUAACCGCUGUCAUUGCGAUGAUUCCCCAUCGUCCCACUUUGCCAUCUGGUGUUACGGAAGAUAGGUAUUUUAUGGUUGAGAAAACUGGACUUGAUGUCACGUUAACGGGAGUCGAGGUUGAAGAGGAUGAUCAAGAGGAGCAAGAGGAUCAAUAA